AUGACGCUAGCCGAGGAGUUCCGCCAGAGAAAUUUCAAUAUCUAUGGUCAAUGGGCCGGUGUUCUGUGUAUUGUUCUCUGCUUCGCGCUCGGUAUUGCGAAUAUCUUCACCACCAAUGUGCUGCACAUUGUCAUCUCCGUGGUCUGCCUCGCCUCGUCAUUCGUCCUGCUCUUCAUCGAAGUCCCCUUCCUUCUUCGAAUUUGCCCAACCUCCUCCAAGUUUGACGACUUUAUUCGCCGCUUCACAACCAGCUGGAUGCGAGCUGCCAUUUACCUCAUUCUCAGUGGUAUCCAGUGGGCCAGUCUGGCCACUGGUGCUUGCAGUUUGAUCGCCGCUGCCGUUUUCCUCGAUAUCGCCGCUAUCUUCUAUGCGCUUGCCGGUGUGAAGAGCCAGGAGUUUAUUCGAAGCAAGACUCUGGGUGGCGCUGGUGUUGCACAGAUGAUUGUCUAA
This is a messenger RNA of Penicillium waksmanii, 450 nucleotides long. RefSeq names its product Tvp18 family protein. Gene Ontology annotation, cellular component: Golgi membrane. Bases 1 to 450 code for a protein of 149 amino acids. Gene Ontology annotation, biological process: vesicle-mediated transport. The transcript has 4 exons. NCBI's taxonomy places the organism in Eukaryota, Fungi, Ascomycota, Eurotiomycetes, Eurotiales, Aspergillaceae. The record is from RefSeq and is a predicted model, not a curated record.